This is a messenger RNA of Anisakis simplex (herring worm), 297 nucleotides long. The record is from the annotation of a GenBank genome assembly. Lineage: Eukaryota; Metazoa; Nematoda; Chromadorea; Rhabditida; Anisakidae.
UACGAAUUACUUGAUGGUGAACAAAUUGAACUGAUAGCUGAGUGCUUCCUGACGAUAUUCCAACAAGAGUUCUUCUCGCGAAAACCACUCACAGACGAUUUCACUCCAACGCCUGAAACAUUCGAUCAGAUAUUCAAUGAUCCAAUCUAUGUGAUAUUCCGAAGUUUUUGUUUACUGCCAGAUGAGGAUGCAGUACGGCAGCCGAUGUUGUCGUUGAUUAGUGAAAUGAGAGAAAGGUUACGUUUCUUCGUCUCUCAAAUUUAUCUCGCCUAUUUGAUUGGGCCAGUUCUUCAAUAA